GGCUUCCAUUUAUAUGCAGAGGAGACUCUCCGAAUCUAGAUGCAAAAAGGACACUAGAGGACAGGGGGCUCUGCGGUGUAUCGUCUCUACCCAAUGCCGCAGACGCUGCUAAUUUUACACGUUUAAGGAUUAAAUAAGGAAAUCUCAGCACCCCACGGGUGUAUCGGACACGGUGUCAGCGGAACGAGUGGACGCCUUUGCUUGGUUCACCUUUAUGAAUGAUCCGGAUAUUUCAGCCAUGGCAACCGUGGACUGCAGUAGUAAUACAGGGGGCGUUAUAAGUUACGUGGGUUCCAGCGGCAGUUCCCCCAGCCGGACGAGCCCGGUGUCCGUCUACAGCGACUGCUCCGGCGGCAGCCCGCAAAGCGGCUCCUCUCACUACGCCUCCUACCUGCCGCCUUCCCCGUCGCACUCCUACAGCGCCAGCUCGUCAGGGUCUGGCGGGGAGACGUCCCCUCGCCAAUCGUAUGGCCCGGCGGCCUCGCCGGGAGGGCUCCACGUGGCGCUGGAUGAUGGCAGCCGGGUGUCUCCAAGCAAGACGUCCAGCAGCAUCACCAAGCUGAACGGUAUGGUCUUGCUGUGUAAAGUCUGCGGGGAUGUGGCCUCGGGAUUCCAUUACGGCGUCCACGCCUGCGAGGGCUGCAAGGGAUUCUUCCGACGCAGUAUACAGCAGAACAUUCAGUACAAGAAAUGCCUGAAAAAUGAGACUUGCUCCAUUGUAAGGAUUAACAGAAAUCGGUGCCAGCAGUGCCGCUUCCGGAAGUGUCUGUCGGUGGGCAUGUCCCGAGAUGCUGUUCGGUUUGGUCGCAUCCCAAAAAGGGAGAAGCAGCGGAUGCUGGCGGAGAUGCACAGUGCCAUGAACCACAUUGCCGGCGGUCACUUUGGGAGACGGAGCCCGAUCCCGCUACAGCCACAGCAACUUCAGCCGUCCUCUCCAUCGCACCUGGGACAGGUCUCCUGUUCUUCACCGCCUCCGCUCCCCGAAGCGUACACUCACUAUUCCCAGCAGCUCACGCCUCCACGCUCGCCCAGCCCAGAACACGUUGAUGAUGUCAUAUGCCAGGUGACCCAGGCUCACCAGCAGAUUUUCGUCUAUGCCCACGACAGAGUGGGAGCAAAGAAGGCAUCAUGGCCGCAUCAGCACGGCAAUCCUCUUCCAUCAUGCUGGACACAUGGAGAAACCCCAAGCAACCAGGACGUUCACCUGGCGUGUCCCAUGAAUGCGCUUCCCCGUGGUGGUCCGCACCGCUCCGUUCAGGAGGUGUGGGAAGAUUUCUCGCUUAGCUUCACUCCAGCCGUGCGAGAGGUGGUGGAAUUCGCACGGCACAUUCCCGGAUUCCAAGAGCUCACUCAGCAGGACCAAGUGACGCUGCUCAAGGCCGGCACGUUCGAGGUACUGAUGGUCCGCUUCGCUUCUCUGUUCGACGUGCGCGAGCGCUCCCUGAGGUUUCUGAGCGGAGCCUCCUACACCUUACCCGAACUCCAGGCCAUGGGGAUGGGGGAGCUUCUCAAUUCCAUGUUCGAUUUCAGUGAAAAGCUGGCCUCUCUCAACUUAAGUCAGGAGGAGCUGGGGGUCUUCACCGCGCUGGUGCUGGUGUCUGCCGAUCGCUCCGGCAUGGAGAACGCGUCUCUAGUAGAACAACUCCAAGAGACUCUGAUCCGCGCCCUGCGCUCUCUCAUCCUCAAGAACAGUCCCAAUGACACGUCCCGCUUUACCAAACUCUUGCUUCGCCUUCCGGACCUGCGGACCCUCAACAGCCUGCAUUCAGAGAAACUGCUCUCUUUCCGCGUCGACGCGCACUAAUGGGACCCUUUAACUACCAGGUGGAGGAAGGGUGCUUAAAUGACAGCGCAGGUACUUGGUGCCGACGUAACCGGCAGUCGCCUACCACGCGUGGACUGAUUGUGAUUUGUCGCACAGGAAUGGUAUCGGCGUCCGUGCGGUUUAAAAAAACAAUAUAUAAAAAAACAUGCAAAAUUGAAUAUUUGAAGCUUGAAGAUACAUUUUGAGUUUUAAUGAUGAGAAAUAUAAAGACACUAUAAUGUGGGCGGUUGGCAUGGCAACCAUGCUGUCACAUCGGUGACACCUGUCUUGGAAUGGCAUGUUCUAUGUUAGACACAGCAACAACGUGUCGGGAAUGGAGAAUUCUGUAAAAACAUUGUACCUAUAUGUAUAUAUAUUUUACUGGCAUACAGUGUACAGAUACCGUGUAAAUAUUUGCGUGUAUAUCAGGAUUUCUGUUAAAUAUAAAUACACAUUUCAAACAAG
This is a messenger RNA of Spea bombifrons (plains spadefoot toad), 2269 nucleotides long. It is a transcript of the gene NR1D1, whose product is annotated as nuclear receptor subfamily 1 group D member 1. Gene Ontology annotation, molecular function: zinc ion binding; RNA polymerase II cis-regulatory region sequence-specific DNA binding; nuclear receptor activity. Bases 215 to 1804 code for a protein of 529 amino acids. The record is from RefSeq and is a predicted model, not a curated record. The transcript is spliced from 8 exons. NCBI's taxonomy places the organism in Eukaryota, Metazoa, Chordata, Amphibia, Anura, Pelobatidae. Gene Ontology annotation, biological process: positive regulation of transcription by RNA polymerase II; hormone-mediated signaling pathway; negative regulation of transcription by RNA polymerase II.